AUGUCUAUGGCGCUCUUCACCGAUGAGCUCCUUUUUGCGUUUAUGGUGCCCUUGCUUCCGUACGUCUUCGAGCAGCGCAUUGAGAUUAGCGUAUCUCGUGUUCAGACAUACACAUCAAUGUUCCUGGCAGAAGGCGCUUUCGUCUCCCUCGUAACCAGCCCUCUGGUUGGGAAUAUGGCGGACCGGACAGAGUCCAAGAAAGUUUUGCUGCUUGGGUUGCUGGUGUUGACGCUUGUCAGUGUCUCGGGCCUUGCGCUCACGAAGUCGCUGGUCGGGCUUUUUGUUGGCCGAUUCUUCCAGAGCUUUACCAGUAACGCCCUUUGGAUUGUGGGCGUGGCGACCAUGGCCGAGAGUAUCGGAAGUGAGCAUAUGGGCAAGAUUGCAGGGCUAAGCUCAACUCUAACUGCUGCGGGAACAUGUGCGGGUCCAGUGCUUGCUGGGUUUCUCUUCGGACUUGGUGGGUACUGGGUUGCAUGGGCGGGGGCAGUUUUCUUCCUGGUCGUGGAUAUCAUUAUGCGACUUGUGUUGAUCGACAACCCCAAAGCACCACAAGAGACUCAACGAACACAUGAUGAACCCGGAGGCACUGAGGAGUCUUGUUUGCUAGAUGAACUGCCUACCCUAGUCGAAGAAGAGAACGGAUGGCAUUUCUAUGUCUGUCUAUUUCGCCAACCUCAGUUUGCGACAGGCAUCAUCUGCUACUCCGUAUUCGCCCUAUAUAUCGCCAGCUUUCAAGCUACCAUUCCUGUGCAUUCAUGGGAGACCUUUGGAUGGGGUGUUUUCCCGGCUGGUCUCUUACUUGCCUCCAUUCAAGGGCCGGGAAUGAUGCUAGCGCCCCUAGUUGGGUACUGGAAGGACCGCUGGGGAUCGCGGAUGCCCACAACGAUUGGGUUCUUCUCCAUAGCACCGUUUCUUUUGCUCUCGGGGGCUGCGGGUGACGAACGCUUUCCAUGGCUUACUGGUGGAAUUAUAGGCAAGGCGUUCUAUGUUACCUCUGUGGCCACAGCUGGGUGCUUGAUGUGUUUACUAAGUGGGGUAGGGACAAUGGAAGCGACCGAAGACAGUCACCCGGGCAUCUUUGGGAUGUAUGGAGGUUACUCUCGGGCUGUCGCAAUUACUAGCAUGAGUUGGACUGCGGGCCUGUUGAUUGGACCCCUAUUGGCAGGAUUUGUGGUGCAGAGGUUUGGUUACUUCGAGCUACAGUGUGUACUAGCGACCAUAUCUAUCUCGAGUGGCAUAAUUGCUGCCAUUUACCUCAGCCCCAGCCCUAUGGUGAAGUCACCUGAUGAAAACGAGGAAGGAAACAGAUGA
Messenger RNA from Aspergillus alliaceus, 1311 nucleotides. RefSeq names its product major facilitator superfamily domain-containing protein. Gene Ontology annotation, molecular function: transmembrane transporter activity. Gene Ontology annotation, biological process: transmembrane transport. Lineage: Eukaryota; Fungi; Ascomycota; Eurotiomycetes; Eurotiales; Aspergillaceae. The record is from RefSeq and is a predicted model, not a curated record. Bases 1 to 1311 code for a protein of 436 amino acids. The transcript has 6 exons.